Molecule: messenger RNA, 183 nt
Organism: Protopolystoma xenopodis
Lineage: Eukaryota; Metazoa; Platyhelminthes; Monogenea; Polystomatidea; Polystomatidae
Source: the annotation of a GenBank genome assembly
GUCAAAAUUGCAGACAUGUCAGGUGACCAAUGGGUAACCUGUUUCCAGGAUUCUGCUGAAGUAAUUUUGCAGGCUACUGCUAAUGAUCUUGGAGCCCUUAAAGAAGCCCAGGACGAGCAAAGGCUUCGAGUAGUUGCAUCCGAAGUUAAGGUACUUGAUACCGAGGACUAUUGUACAGGUUAG